This is a messenger RNA of Colletotrichum graminicola M1.001, 1392 nucleotides long. RefSeq lists its product as uncharacterized. Lineage: Eukaryota; Fungi; Ascomycota; Sordariomycetes; Glomerellales; Glomerellaceae. Bases 1 to 1392 code for a protein of 463 amino acids. The record is from RefSeq and is a predicted model, not a curated record. The transcript has 2 exons.
AUGGGCGACCUCGUCAAAGAAACGAGCCAGCUUCAGCUCGGCUCGCCUCCAUUUGGGAAGGCCAUGCUGAAGGAAUUCCUCAUCGACCCGGCUUAUCGUAACAUGAACAAUGGGUCCUUCGGCACUAUUCCUCGUCACAUCCAAGCCGUCCUCCGCUCCUACCAGGACCAGGCCGAAGCACGGCCUGACCCCUUCAUCCGCUGGACCUACAUUGACCGACUCAACGAAUCCCGCCAGGCUAUAGCAGAAGUCCUCAACGCACCCCUCUCCUGCACCGUCUUCGUCUCCAACGCUACCGUCGGCAUCAACACAGUUCUCCGCAACCUAACCUGGAACCCUGACGGCCUCGACGAGAUCCUCUACUUCUCCACCGUCUACGGCGGCUGCGGCAACAUCAUCGACUAUGUCGUUGAUAUCAGCGCCGGCCUCGUCUCCUCCCGCGGCAUCACCCUCGCGUACCCCCUCGAGGAUGACGAGAUCGUUGCCCUCUUUCACGAAACCGUCGCCAAAAGCCGCGCCGAGGGCAAGCGCCCCAAGGUCUGCCUCUUCGACGUCGUCUCCAGCCUGCCGGGGAUCGCGUUCCCCUACCAGGCCGUGACCGCCGCCUGCCGCGAGCUGGGCAUCAUGAGCGUCAUCGACGGCGCCCAGGGCGUGGGGAUGGUGCCCCUGGACCUCGCCGCCACGGACCCGGACUUCUUCGUGUCCAACUGCCACAAGUGGCUUCACGUCCCGCGCGCGUGCGCCGUGUUCUACGUCCCCGAGCGGAACCAGCACCUCAUAGCCUCGACGGUGCCGACGUCCCACGGCUACGUGGCCCGUUCCGGGGUGCGGCGUCACAACCCGUUCCCGGCGGCCGACGAGUCCCCUUUCGUGAGGGCCUUCAACUUCGUGGGCACCCUCGACAAUGCCCCGUACCUGUGCGUCAAGCACGCCAUCGAGUGGCGCAAGAGCAUCGGCGGAGAGGACAAGAUCUUCGAGUACCUCUGGACGCUGGCCAAGGAGGGCGGCAAGAAGGUCGCUGCCGCGCUGGGCACCUUCAUCCUGGACAACAAGUCCGAGACGCUGACCAAGUGCGCCAUGGUCAACGUCGCGCUGCCGAUCGUCACGGGCGCCGCAGACGUGGAGGCCAUGUCGGUUGCCCCGGACGGCACGGUGACGGUGCCGGAGAAGGAGGCUUCCGUCGUCGUCAACUGGAUGCUGAAGGCACUGGUGAACGAAUACCUCACCUUCGUUGCCUUGUUCUGGCACCAGGGCCGCUGGUACAUGAGGGUCAGUGCGCAGGUUUUCCUGGACGAGAAAGACUUUGAGUGGCUUGGCAACACGAUGAAGGAACUUUGUCAGCGAGUUAGGAAACAGGAAUACAAGGCCAAAGCCGAAGAGGGGACCAAAUGA